AUGGACUCCACGACGUCAACACACGCGCAGCCUCUGGCCGACCGUCCUACCAACACGCAUCUUGCAUCCUCGGGGGACAAAUUCGACACCAAGUCUGAUCUGUCAUCGAUGGAUCAUCACCGUCAGGCCCUGCAAGCCAAGUUGGACAGCGGCGAGAAACAAUCUAACGCGUAUGUUUCUCCAUCCGACGAUAUCAUGAGCCCCUGCACAAAGAAGUUGAGCGACAUCAAGAGCAAGCGCUUCAAGAACGCUGGCAAACCUCAGUCGCUCUUUGCCAAGCUCGGCAAGAAGAGCUACGAGCAAUCAUCAUCGGCUGGGCAGACCCAGGCCACUGAUUAG
This is a messenger RNA of Penicillium oxalicum, 339 nucleotides long. RefSeq names its product Spo12 family protein. The record is from RefSeq and is a predicted model, not a curated record. NCBI's taxonomy places the organism in Eukaryota, Fungi, Ascomycota, Eurotiomycetes, Eurotiales, Aspergillaceae. Bases 1 to 339 code for a protein of 112 amino acids. The transcript has 3 exons.